This is a messenger RNA of Debaryomyces fabryi, 1095 nucleotides long. RefSeq names its product RNA polymerase specificity factor. Gene Ontology annotation, cellular component: mitochondrion; mitochondrial matrix; mitochondrial DNA-directed RNA polymerase complex. Lineage: Eukaryota; Fungi; Ascomycota; Pichiomycetes; Serinales; Debaryomycetaceae. The coding region runs from base 1 to 1095 and encodes 364 amino acids. Gene Ontology annotation, molecular function: mitochondrial transcription factor activity. The record is from RefSeq and is a predicted model, not a curated record. The transcript has a single exon. Gene Ontology annotation, biological process: transcription initiation at mitochondrial promoter.
AUGCGUAAAGUCUAUAGGUCAUUUAACCCAUCAUUAAUUGAAAACUUCCAAAAGGUCGGAUUUCCUAAAUAUCAGUAUGGAUAUAGGCACAUUGUAAGGCCACAACCAUGUCAAGAUAUCAUAGAUAAGUUGGACCUCAAGAAGAAAUAUCCAAAUUCACAUAAUAAUCUUGAUAUUAUAGAUGUCUUUUCAGGGUAUGGUUUAUUCUCGAGUAUGAUAAACUACGAAUUGAAACCUAGGAAGCAUAUUAUUAUUGAAGAUAGUAAAGAGAACGUCAAUAUCUGGGAAGAGCGUAUUAAGUAUUUGAAAGAGAAGACUGGUAAUACCGAAAACUUUGAACUAUAUCCUCAUAAUGGUUAUAAUUGGUCCACUUUUGAAUCGUUGAUUAAGAAGGAUAAAAUAAUUGAGCCUAGCGUAAAACCUAGAGACAAAAUUCAUGAUGAAUUGUUGAUCAUAGGAAACCUAACACCUCAAAAAUUCGGGGAAUCGUUACUUGCGCAAUGGAUCAUGUGUUCUGUUUACCAUAACUGGUUACAGAGAUAUGGACGUAUCAAGAUGGUGUGCUUUGUUCCUGAUACUACAGCACAGAAAUUCUUAUCGGGUCCUCGUUUUCCUAAGCGAAAUAAAUCAGCUAUUAAGAGGGAGUUAUUUACUGAUUCCAAAUUGAUUGGUCUUGUGGAAUCUAGUGGGGAUCACACUAUUCCAGAUGGAAUUGAUUUCGAUCCUAAUUUAAUAGUUAGAGACCAGCCUUGUCUUAUACCAUCAAGGUCAAUUUUACCUGCGGGUGCCCUGCUUGCUGUUGUAGAAAUUGAUCCAAAAGACUUGCCUGAAAUGGAUUUCGAUAUGAUGGAAUAUAUACUUCAAAUAUUGAUGUACAAGUCUACAGGUAAACUCUCUGAAGCAUUGGCUCAAUUAGCGCCUGGUGCUGACAUAGAUCUAGCGCCAAAGCUUUCCAAAGAGAUUUUGAAUAAGUGCCCUAGAGACCUUUUAGCAGAAGAAAUCUUAGAAGUUUUCAAUGUAUUUGAUAAAUGGGCAUUCAAACCGUCGUUAACGGAUACUAUUGGUAUUGUCCAAGAAGACACAAGAAUAUUUUGA